Orycteropus afer afer is the source of this 1827-nucleotide messenger RNA. RefSeq names its product anaphase promoting complex subunit 4 (gene ANAPC4). Bases 1 to 1827 code for a protein of 608 amino acids. Gene Ontology annotation, molecular function: protein binding. Gene Ontology annotation, cellular component: anaphase-promoting complex; nuclear periphery. The record is from RefSeq and is a predicted model, not a curated record. NCBI's taxonomy places the organism in Eukaryota, Metazoa, Chordata, Mammalia, Tubulidentata, Orycteropodidae. The transcript is spliced from 22 exons. Gene Ontology annotation, biological process: positive regulation of mitotic metaphase/anaphase transition; anaphase-promoting complex-dependent catabolic process; protein K11-linked ubiquitination.
AUGUUGCGUUUUCCGACCUGUUUCCCGUCCUUCCGGGUGGUGGGAGAGAAGCAGCUCCCGCAGGAGAUCAUUUUCCUAGUCUGGUCACCCAAGCGGGAUCUCAUUGCUUUGGCCAACACGGCGGGUGAGGUUUUACUUCAUCGACUUGCAAGUUUUCACCGGGUUUGGAGUUUCCCACCAAAUGAAAAUACAGGAAAGGAAGUGACCUGUCUGGCGUGGAGACCAGAUGGCAAACUUUUGGCCUUUGCUCUUUCUGACACCAAGAAAAUUGUUUUGUGUGAUGUUGAAAAACCUGAAAGCUUACACUCUUUUUCUGUGGAGGCUCCAGUUUCUUGUAUGCACUGGAUGGAAGUGACUGUAGAAAGCAGUGUCCUAACAUCUUUCUACAAUGCUGAGGAUGAGUCAAAUCUCCUCUUGCCUAAACUCCCAACGUUGCCAAAAAAUUACAGCAACACAUCAAAAAUAUUUAGUGAAGAAAAUUCUGAAGAAAUUAUUAAGCUCUUGGGAGAUGUCAGGCUGAAUAUUCUUGUCCUUGGAGGAAGUUCUGGGUUCAUUGAGCUUUAUGCUUAUGGAAUGUUCAAAAUUGCUCGAGUCACAGGGAUUGCUGGUACUUGCCUUGCAUUAUGUUUAUCAAGUGAUCUGAAAUCAUUAUCAGUGGUCACAGAGGUUUCUUCAGAUGGUGCUUCAGAAGUUUCUUACUUUCAGGUGAGUCUUGAUACCCAAUAUGCUGAACUUCAGACCCUCUUAAUGAACCAGUUAACUGUCAAGGGCUUAAAAAAGCUUGGCCAAUCUAUAGAGUCAUCAUAUUCCAGUAUACAGAAGUUGGUGAUAAGUCACUUACAGAGUGGCUCAGAGUCUUUGUUGUACCAUUUGAGCGAGUUGAAAGGAAUGGCUUCCUGGAAGCAAAAAUACGAACCUCUUGGACUAGAUGCGGCAGGAAUUGAAGAAGCUAUUACUGCUGUGGGUUCUUUCAUACUCAAGGCAAAUGAACUUCUUCAAGUUAUAGAUAGUAGUAUGAAAAACUUCAAAGCAUUCUUCCGAUGGCUCUAUGUUGCGAUGUUGAGAAUGACAGAAGACCACGUACUUCCUGAGCUGAAUAAGAUGACUCAGAAAGAUAUCACAUUCGUUGCUGACUUUCUUACUGAGCAUUUCAAUGAGGCGCCAGACCUUUACAAUCGAAAAGGCAAAUACUUUAAUGUUGAAAAAGUUGGUCAGCACUUGAAAGAGAGGAGCUCUGAGGCUGGGUCUCCCAGCAGAUUAUUUUCUCCUAAUCACUGGUUUGCUAUAGCUUUUUUUAUUCCCCCCUCCAUUUUUCCUUUGAAAACAGAAAGUCCAUUGCUGUUUCCUUAUUAUCCUCGAAAAUCACUGCAUUUUGUGAAAAGGCGGAUGGAGAACAUUAUUGAUCGUUGUUUGCAGAAGCCAGCAGAUGUGAUUGGAAAAUCAAUGAAUCAAGCAAUUUGUAUUCCAUUAUAUAAAGAUGCUAGAAGUGAGAACUGUACACGAAGACUCUUCAAAUUUCCUUUUUUGUGGAAUAAUAAAACUUCAAAUCUACAUUAUCUUAUUUUUACUAUUUUAGAAGAUUCACUUUAUAAAAUGUGUAUCUUAAGGAGACAUACUGAUAUUACCCACACCUACAGUUGUUUGGAUGCACAGUUUUAUGAUGAUGAAACUGUAACGGUGGUUCUUAAAGACACCGUAGGACGUGAAGGAAGGGACAGACUCUUGGUCCAGUUGCCACUGUCUUCUGUCUAUAACAGUGAAGACUCUGCAGACUAUCAGUUCACUGGGACUUACUCUACAAGGUAUGGGUGCAAUAAAACUGUCUGA